GUAAUUGCCUGUCGCGAUUUUGCAAGGAACCGGCAAAGUGCAGCAGAAGCUUUGAGGCUUCCCGCAAACGAAGCUUUCUUGAUUCUUUGCCGCGCCCGCUGUGAAUACACCACAACGCUGCUUGCAGUGCUAUUCUAUAGCAAACAACAUUCCAUCACAGACGGGGACGUUUCUGUUUUUGGCGCAAGGCGGGAUCUCCUGAAGGCUGCAGCUUGAAAAAUGGACCCGGAGCUGCAGCAGCUAGCCACAGUCUUCCAGGCGACUCUGUCGCCUGAUAAGGAUGCUAUCAAGGCUGCGGAGCAGCAGCUGAAGGCGGCCGCGCAGCAGCCGGGCUACUGCAUUAAAGUCCUCAAGCUCACGGCCACGCCCAUCGAUGAUGCCAUCCGGCAAUCUGCGGCGGUGAACUUUAAGAACGUGAUCAAGUACCGCUGGGUGCCCAGUGAGGCGGACCUGUACGGCGGGGCGCAGCCGCUGCCGGAUGCGGAGAAGGCCCAGAUCAAGCAGCUGCUGCUGUCUGUGGCCCUGGGCUCGCCGCCCCGGGUGGCGGCUCAGCUGAGUGAGGCGCUGUCCAUCAUCUGCGGAUACGACUUCCCGGCAAAGUGGCCUGAGCUGCUUCCCGAGCUGGUGUCCAAGUUGGGCACUGAGGACCUGAGCCACGUCAAGGGCGUGCUGCAGGUGGCCAACAACGUGUUCAAGCGCUUCCGCGGCCAGCCCAGCAGCAACAACGUGCUGGCCCAGGAGCUGGACAUGUGCCAGCAGGCCUUCCUGAGGCCGCUGCACGAGACACACACGCGGCUUGCGGGCCUGUUCCCCGCCGCCUCCGCGCCCGGCGCCCCGCUGGAGCCGCUGCGGCAGCUGCUGGGCUGCAUGCGCCUAUCCUUCCGCAUCUUCUACUCCCUCUGCUCCAUGGGCCUCUCGGAUGCCACGGAGGGCGAGCUGGGUUUCUGGAUGGACGAGAUGCACAAGUGCCUCACCUACGAGAACGCGGCCCUGGAGGAGAGCGACCCAGACAAGGAGUCGGUGCUGGACGGCGUCAAGUCCGCGGUGUGCCAGACUGUGGACCUGCUCCUGGAGAUUGACGAGGACACGUUCAAGCCCUACCUGCAGCGCUUCGCCGCCAGCGUGUGGGGCGUGCUCAUGAAGGUGUCGCACAAGCCCGGACAGGACAACCUAGCCAUGGCCGCCAUCAAGUUCCUCAACACCAUCGCCAAGGGCGUGUUCGCCAACCUGUUCCAGGCGGACGGCGCUCUGCAGCAGAUCUGCGAGUCGGUCAUUGUGCCCAACCUGCGCGUGCGGCCCGAGGACGAGGAGAUGUUUGAGAUGAACCCCACCGAGUACAUCCGGCGGGACGCGGAGGGAGGGGACAGCGACACGCGCCGCCGCGCCGCCGCUGACCUGGUCCGCUCGCUGACGGACCGCUUCCCGGCCGAGGUGUCCCGCCUCUUCACCGGAUACAUCACCGCUGCGCUGGCCGACUACGCCGCCGCGCCCGCCGCCAACUGGCGCAGCAAGGACUGCGCCAUUUACAUGGUCACCGCGCUGUCGGUCAAGGGCCGCACCGCCGCGCACGGCGCCACCAGCACCACCCAACUGGUCAGCCUGGUGGACUUUUACGGCGCCCAGGUGCUGCCGGAGCUGCAGAGCCCCAAGCUGAAUGACAACCCGCUGCUCAAGGCGGACGCAGUCAAGUUCGUCACCACAUUCCGCUCCAUGCUCCCCAAGGAGGCGUGCCUGGCCGCCGUGCCCUGCCUGGUCAACCUGCUGGGCUCGGAGUACUGUGUGGUGCACUCCUACGCCGCCAUCUGCCUGGAGCGGCUGCUCAGCCUCAAGGACCCCGCCACCCGCGCCAACAAGUUCACCAGCGCAGACCUGGGGCCGCACCUGCAGGUUCUGCUUGAGAAGCUGUUUGCGGGCUUCAAGCUGCCAGACAGCAGUGAGAACGAGUACCUCAUGAAGGCCAUCAUGCGCGUCAUCGUGUUCGUGGGGCCCGCCAUCGCGCCCGUAUCCGCGGUGUGCCUGCAGCGCCUGGCCGCCAUGCUUGUGGAGGUGUGCAAGAACCCGCGCAACCCCUCCUUCAACCACUACCUGUUCGAGUCCGUGGCGGCGCUCAUACGGCACGGCACCGCCGCCUCCGCAGCCGCCGUGGCGGACUACGAGCAGGCGCUGUUCCCCGCCUUCGAGCUGGUGUUGCAGCAGGACGUGCAGGAGUUCCACCCCUACGUGUUCCAGAUCUUCUCCCAGCUCAUCGAGCUGCGGCCCGCGCCGCUGCCGCAGCUGUACCUGGCCAUCUUCCCGCCGCUGCUGUCGCCGGUGUUCUGGGAGCGCAGCGGCAACGUGCCGGCGCUGGUGCGACUGCUGCAGGCCUACCUGACCAAGGCCGGCACCGAGGUGGUUGCUGGCGGCCACCUGGCGGCGGUGCUGGGCGUGUUCCAGAAGCUGCUGUCCAGCAAGGCGCACGACCACGAGGGCUUCUACAUCGUCAACGCCAUCGUGGAGAGCCUGCCGCUGCCCGCCUACGCGCAGUUCCUGCCCUCCAUCUGGACGCUCAUGUUCCAGCGCCUCAGCAGCAGCAAGACGCCCAAGUUCUGCCGCUUCUUCGUGGUGUUCCUGGCUCUGUUCAUCUGCAAGCACGGCCCCGCCGCCGCCGCCGAGCAGCUGGACAAGGUGCAGCCCGGCAUCCUGUUCAUGCUGCUGGGGCAGGUGUGGCUGCCGGCGCUGCCGGGUGUGGACGGGCCGGAGGAGGAGAAGCUGGUGGCGGUGGCGGGCGCCAAGCUGCUCACGGAGCUGCCGGGCUUCAACGCGGCCGCGCCGGGCGACCGGGGCGCGCUGUGGGCGGCGCUGCGCAAGGGCGUGGUGGACAAGCUGACGGGCGGCGGCAGUCAGGGAGGCAGCGGCCAGGAGGACGAGGAGCCGGACUUCGAGGAGAUGCAGGGCUACACGGCGGCCUACGCCAAGCUGGCCAACGCCGCGAAGACCGAGCGGCCGGUGCUUGCGGAGAUCCCCGACCCACGGCAGUACGUGGAGGCGGCACUGGCGCGGGUGGGGGCGUGAGGCAGCAGCGGCACUGGCGCUCGGGGUUGUAGCGGGUGGCAGGAGCUGGAGGCGGAGGUAGAGAGGUUAGGAGUGGUGCUGGUGGUGGUGAUGGUGGUGGAAAGGUGGGGGUGGUGGAGGCUUGGAGGGCUUGGAAAGGGCGGGGAUGGGUUGAGGCGGCGCGUGGGGCGUGGCUGAGGGGGGGCAAGGGCGCUUGUUUGGGAGGGAGGGAAGGAGGCUUGAGUGAAGGCAGGCGUAGGAGCAGGCAUCGGGCGCAGGAGGGCCGGGUGUGGGUGCACGAAGGAGAGCGCGGGGAGCAUGUGUGUUUCGGCGUAUGGCUUUGUUGCUCCCCGGAGGUUUGCGCGGGGUGCAGGCCACGUGCAAGGCGGACGUGGGCAGGGUGAAACGCGCAUGUGAGGCGGGCUGGUGCGUCUGCGGUGUUAGUGCACACGGAGUCGCAAUCCUACCGUAAUACUGGUGUGGGCUUAGUGCCUUAGUCUAGGGGCUUUUUUUGCGCGCCAUUGUGCAACACGCAGGCUGCCGCGGCGCAAUUCAUGGCGCUCCGAGGAAUGGGCGGAGGAAAGACGCACUGGGUUGCGUGCCGCGUCGUUAUCUCGUUUGCGAGGCUUCGCAACGCUCAGUUUGUGCGAGACUUGGCUGUCUUGGUGUGAUUCGGUGACUGCUUAGGGAGAGAGGCUGACUGCGGACAUGCGUCCGGGGUGCCGGAAGACACGCUUGCAGUGGAGUAUGUGACUGCGUGUGUACAUGCCUUGCGUGUGUGCACUUGGCUCCUUCGCCAUCUGUGCUUCUUGAAGGUACCGUACGCGUGUCAGCACUGGCGCCCAGUUCCGCCUCACUGCAAUGCCCGUCACCUAACCGACCAAGGGGUUAGUCGGUUAGGUCCCGUCAGCGUGCAGCUGCAGGAGUCCAUCACACUAGCCAC
Messenger RNA from Chlamydomonas reinhardtii, 3973 nucleotides. RefSeq lists its product as uncharacterized. Gene Ontology annotation, molecular function: small GTPase binding; nuclear export signal receptor activity. The record is from RefSeq and is a predicted model, not a curated record. Lineage: Eukaryota; Viridiplantae; Chlorophyta; Chlorophyceae; Chlamydomonadales; Chlamydomonadaceae. Bases 220 to 3051 code for a protein of 943 amino acids. Gene Ontology annotation, biological process: protein export from nucleus; protein import into nucleus. The transcript has 27 exons. Gene Ontology annotation, cellular component: cytosol; nuclear envelope.